This is a messenger RNA of Odontomachus brunneus, 4558 nucleotides long. Its product is annotated as blood vessel epicardial substance-B-like. The transcript has 6 exons. NCBI's taxonomy places the organism in Eukaryota, Metazoa, Arthropoda, Insecta, Hymenoptera, Formicidae. Gene Ontology annotation, molecular function: cAMP binding. The record is from RefSeq and is a predicted model, not a curated record. Bases 771 to 2213 code for a protein of 480 amino acids. Gene Ontology annotation, cellular component: sarcolemma.
GUUUUGGUAGGCGGGCGCGUGAAACCGAGCCGGCCGCUUCACACGGAAAUAUCGAAAAUCGAAUGAUGAUGCCGAAUCAUUCCGAGAACGGAUUCGCUCGUUGGCGCGUGCUGUGUCAGCGGAAAAGACUUUAAAUGGCAUUUCUGGCAUUUCUGGCUGGUCGCGCGACGACAGCGUGCCGCGCGAUAGAAGAUAAUCGACAUUUUCCAUCGUAAUUUCAUUUCCUCUAUCGAUUUGAAUUGCGCGAGAGCCGGUGAUUCUCUUAUCGAAUCCCGCCUGAUUCCGCGAGUCAAUGAGGCGUGCCUUCUCGGGAAAUUAAAAAUCUUGCUCCUCCUCAGGCAGUUUAAUAUUUGCACAACAGAGAUACGUGGACUCGGCGUUUUCGCGUGUCGUUGGCUCGUCUCUAAUUGCGCGCGAAGACGGCGUUGGUGGAAUUUUUUGGGAGCUCGCGGAAGCUAUUACGACGCAAAUUGUUAGUUCUUGUUGGUGUGGUGCGCGCGCUCCGUACACACACACACACAUACACAUUCACACAACUGAGAAAUCACGUGGAAUUGUUGGAUCGAAGCAAGAAACGAGCGGAAUGGGCUUUGUGUGUAACUCGGCGUGUGGUUUCGGGGGAAGGGGGUAAGUUACAGAGAUGUGUCUUGCGCGUGAGUGGUCUCUAAAAGCCCGCUGCCAAGAGGUUUUGUUCGGUUUCGGCGCUCCCGUCUGGGGGUUGCGCUUGUGCGGUCUCAGGGCAUAAUGUACAGUCGCCCGGGUCAAAGGUGAUGGCACGUUUCACGCGCCCUCGACGAAGAAUGGCGAACACGACCGACUCACCCGCGACGACCGGCGACAGCCUUCUCUCGUCCUCGACGACGGCGCCGUUCACCACCCCGUCGACAUCGGCGAGCUACUCGAGCGAGGGCUACACCUUCAACUACAGCGGUCUGCCCAGCCUCGGCGGCUACUCGCUGGACGACCUCAACUACACGGAACUGUGGGUGGACGUCUGGAACGGCACCGAGGUCAACAACGUCACCGAGAGACUGAACACGACGGUGCUGAUACCUGACGGUUACUGCGACGAAUGGGAGUCCGCACAGCACAAGCUCUUCCAGGCGGCGAAUAUAUUUUUUGCCUUUGCAUUUCUGGUGCCGCGCUGGUUCAAGAUUUCCAUCUUGGCUCUUCGCACAUGUCUCACGGUGGGCUUCAUGCUGGCGGCCCUUUGGGCCGGGAUCACUAUAUGCGCCCUGGACGCCAUGCUGUGGUGCUUGACCCUCGGUCUGCUUAACGGCAUACACUCGUUGAUACUCGCCUGCCGAUUCUUGCCGCCUGCUCUCAGCCCCGAGCUAGCCGAGCUGUAUAUGAAGCUUUUUAAGCCGUACAAGGUCAGCAAGAAGCACUUCCAGGAGCUGGCGAAGGAGGCGAGGAUAUACAAGUUGGAUCCCGGACAGACUUACGCGACGGAGGGCGUCACGGCGGCGGAUGAGAGACUGUCGAUCCUUUUGCGUGGGAGACUGAAGGUAACUUGCGACGGGACCCACUUGCACUAUAUCAGAGCUUACCAAUUCGUCGACUCACCCGAAUGGGAGGCCAUGCACGAAAACAUCGACGACGUCUUCCAGGUGACGAUACGGGCCGAGGAAUACAGCACGUACAUCUGUUGGACGAGGAUCAAGUUGCAAAGGGUGCUGCGGCACAGGCCCCUACUCAAGGUUCUCCUCAACACCCUCAUCGGUAAGGACAUUACGUCCAAGUUGUACGCCCUUAACGAGCAGCUCGCUGGUGUCGCGACCGCCAGUGAGAACGCCACGUCGCAUCCUUACAGGGGAGUCUCGAGGAGCAUCAGCGUCGACGCUGUUAACACCGAAGUCGCCGGAAGGGUUCGAUCGGCGACCUGGAAGACGCAGAGGCGGCACAGUAAUCCGCGUAAUGAGAGGAAUAUCCCGCCUCGGUACUCGAACCAGUAUUGGGCGCCGGUGGUGGCGAACCAUUUCCCGCCAACCUCGCCGUUCACCCAGAGCCGGGACCUCGGCUACUCGUUACUGCCGCAGGGUGUCCAGUUCUCGCCACCUCCGCGAGCACCCUUACUAUCCCACUCUUCGUUGGCGCGGCAGCGAAGCGGGGGUGCCGGUGGCGACUACACCCUGCUACCUCAGACACCGAAGCUCGAGAGGAAACGAUCGAAAAAAGCGGCCCGGGAGGUAACUUUCGAGACUCCGGUAUGACGCUCGCUCGACGGGGAAGGCCCUGCCAGCGUGCCUCUACUCUCACUGUCGCCGCAGCGCAAAGCCUAGCCCCGUCGUGGUCUCGUCACCCUGAUGCACAUGGCGAAACUCACCCUCUAAAUCCUCGACGAACGACGCGACAUCAACGAAUGGCCUACGUCCAAACGAUCGAAAGGGAGCAACGUACCUCGGUACCGGGGAGAGUAGCUCCCGGUGCCGCGGGAGCGCCGGGGAAACGAAGCCGAAAUCGUCAAAUGGGGUGCAGUUUCGAUGUGUGCGAUUGAUUUUUCAUAUCCUGCAAGUGCCACGCCUUACACAGACACGCAACGCACGUGUGAAAUUGAACGCGACGGCGAUCGUGAGAAAUUGAUUCCGACGUUCAUCGGCCGUGAGGGCUUUCGUCGGAGUUCCGCAGCCGGAUCGAGAGGAGAGCCGAGUGUUCGGGGUGGACCGAGCGAUUCGUUCGUGGCUCAACAGUGAGAAGUGGAAGUUACGAGAUAAAGCAGAGGGGGAAAAUCGUGAACGAAAGACUAUAUAUAAAUAUAUUGUAUACUAUUGAUGGGGGAGAGAGAGAGAGAGAGAGAGAGAGAGAGAGAGAGAGAGAGAGAGAGAGAACAAGAGAAAGAGAGAGAGAGAGAAAGUAUGUGAGAGAAUGAGAUUGAGAAAUGGAGAGAGAAUGAUAAGAGAGAAAAAGCGUCGCCUCUGUGUACACUUUUACAUCGACUGUGAUUAUAACGGAUAUAUUUGUUAAGUCUUUCAGAGAAACGCUGAUUAUAUACAAUAUACCGAGAGACACGUGCGUAAUAAUUAGCCACCGCGGUAACCACACGCAUAUCCUACGCUCGCGUGAGUUAAGGUGUCCUCCGUGUUGUAUUUUCCGAAUCAUCUCUCGCCGAUUCCCGAUUCUAUUUUUACCAUGGCUUCUAUCUCGAGAUUUGCGAUCGCGUUAGAUCUUUUGUUAUUAUUGUUCCUUCUCUCAAUACUGAACGCCAUUUGUUGAAUCCACGGAUUUCUCGUUGAUGCGUCAUCACGAUAUAAGUUCAUUACCGAGUAUAUCGUUGACGAGGGACACCUGAACAGCGCGAAUUCGCCGGGAUCGUUGCAUAAAAUUAGUGCAUAAAAUGCGCACUCACGAUAAAUGUGAUACGUCGAGAACACGCAGCAGUUUCUACCCGAAACCGACAGACGAAAAGGAAAAAUAAAAACCAAGAUAUUGCAUUUGCACUCCCUUAAUCAAAUAGAGAACACGUUAAACGCAUAAAUGGGAAUGAGAACGAGAACAGAAGACAAGCCGAAUAAUUCAGGCGUAAACAAUAAGUGCUUCGUUAAAGAGAAAAAAAACAUAAACCUGCAAUAAAGUGCUUCGAAAAAAAGUAGUUGAUCGCGAGACACAAAUUAAAGCAAAGUUUAAUUAUUCACGUAAAUUAAAAGGAAAAAAAAAAUUAACAUGCGUCGCGCGUAAAAUAGACACGUAGAAGAAGAAAAAAACAUGUGUGUUUGUAUGUUUCUAUGUUUAUAUAAUCGCCGCGUGUGAGAGCGAGACCGUAGAAGAUCAACAAAGACGCACAAACGAUUAAAAACAAAACACGUGAGGAAGAUUAAAGAAGAAAAAAAGAUUUAAACGGCUGCGUAGUGGCGAGUGUAAAUGUUAUAAGCGCAAAAGUGGCUGUAGAAUAUUGUAAAAGUUAUGACACGAAGGAGUGUAUGAGAUGUCGAGAGGCGCACGUCGGAAAGGAUCGCGUCGUUGUUUUUUCCGGACAUUUCAAUUUCUCCAUUAUUUAUUUGGUCAAAUCGAACGAGACUGUUGCGAUAUUCUAUCAUUAUGUAGUUGCUUUUAUAAGAGGAAGUAGAGAGAAAGAGAGAGAGAGAGAGAGAGAGAGAGAAAAAGAGAGACAUAUAUAAAUACAUAUAUAUACACACUAGUCAAGAUAUAGCAACUUUUUAUAUUUAUAACGAUCAAAAUUUCUUAAGAAAUUAUGUUGACGGGCUGUCGCUUGUUGUUGAUUUUUGGCUGUGAUACUCGCAAUAAUUUCUAUGCAUUUUGUACAUAUACAGUCGGCCGCGGUGGAUUUGUUGGAUCGUUUUGUGGGACUUGCAAGAGCUCGAUCUAUUUUCCGACGUAGACACGAGCCUAAAGUAAGAAUGGAUCUGUCUGAAUGAUCUUUGUCGAUGUCGCAUGGUGAGAAUGAACAAGAGCGAAGCAAAAACGAAUCACACAAGACGAAUUGCAGCAGCGACUCAUCAACAUCACGACGAUAUUGUAUAUUAUUAUUAUUAUUAUUUACAAUUACAAUAUGUUCGUUGACUAUUGUGUUAGAAAAUAAAAACUACAUGGAGAAACGUGA